This is a messenger RNA of Peromyscus californicus insignis, 1272 nucleotides long. Its product is annotated as selection and upkeep of intraepithelial T-cells protein 2-like. The transcript has 8 exons. Gene Ontology annotation, cellular component: external side of plasma membrane. Lineage: Eukaryota; Metazoa; Chordata; Mammalia; Rodentia; Cricetidae. Gene Ontology annotation, molecular function: signaling receptor binding. Gene Ontology annotation, biological process: T cell receptor signaling pathway; regulation of cytokine production. The coding region runs from base 1 to 1272 and encodes 423 amino acids. The record is from RefSeq and is a predicted model, not a curated record.
AUGACUUGGGAUCAUCAGGCUCAGAGGUGGUGCUUCAAGGGUGAAGCACAGACAACUACCCCUACAUCUCCCCCUGAGCUGGGACAGAGACAGCAGGCUGUGGAUGUGUCGCCACUGCACCUUGUAAAUCAGGCCAUCAGGCUGCUGUGCACAGGAUCUCCUGAGGCUUCUUUCCAGAACAACAAGACCAUUGCUGAAUGCCUUGCAGAUGAGCUCAUCAGUGUUGCCAAGGGUUCCUCCAACUCCUACACCAUCAAGAAGAAAGAUGAACUUGAAUAUCGACUGCAGAUAGCUUUUGUUAGUGAAAAAUUCAUAGUGACUGGAUUGACUAGACCAGUCUUGACUCCAUUGGGUGGAACUCUGGAAAUCAGUUGUCAGUUGUCUCCACCACAACAUGCACAGCACAUGGAGAUUCGCUGGUUCAGGAACCAUUAUACACAGCCAGUGUACCUGUACAGGGAUGGUAAAGACCUGCAUGGAGAAACUAUCUCCAAGUAUGUGGAGAGGACUGAACUCCUGAAAGACCCCAUUGGGAAGGGGAAAGUGACCCUCAGGAUCUUUAAUGUGACUGUUGAUGAUGAUGGGCCAUACCGCUGCUUCUUCAAAGAUGGUGAAUUUUAUGAAGAGCACAUCACAGAGGUCAAGGUCACAGUCACGAGCUCAGACAUACAGAUUCUUAUGCAUUCCCCUAAUACCAAAGGUGUGAUGUUGGAGUGUCAUUCAGGAGGUUGGUUCCCACAACCUCAUAUGGAAUGGAGAAACAGCAAAGGAGAAAUCAUUCCAGCAACAUCAAAAUCCCAUUCACAGGAUGGAAACAAAUUGUUCAACAUGACAAUGGCCCUUUUUAUUGAAGCCAAUUCCCACAGGAAUGUCACUUGCUAUUUUCAAAACUGUCUAACUCACCAAGAAGAAAGCAUAAGUAUUGUCCUAUCAGGUGAACUAUUUUCAUGGAAAUGUGUUUGGAUGUGGAUUAUGAGUAUGAUAGCAUCUGUGCUGAUAGCCUUCCUUGUGACGUACUGUGUUCAGCAAUAUCUCAUAUAUGGUAACUGCUCUGAGAGAUUUUCUUAUUUGUUAAAGGGCUCAGUGCUACUCAUGACUUCAGUGCUUGCAAUUAUGGGAGUAAUACUCAUUUUACAUCUAAAACAAAGAGUCACAGUUUCAGAUCCUCGUUUUGAAUUGGACACUUUGUGGUUAGAAGAUAUUAGUGUGAUCCUGUGUAUGCUGAUAGGGUUCAUCAUCAAGCUUGUUUCAUUUAUUUACUUCAGACUGUAA